Molecule: messenger RNA, 5551 nt
Organism: Cataglyphis hispanica
Lineage: Eukaryota; Metazoa; Arthropoda; Insecta; Hymenoptera; Formicidae
Gene: Setx
Exons: 7
Coding region: 326-5269 (1647 amino acids)
Biological process (GO): termination of RNA polymerase II transcription
Cellular component (GO): nuclear body
Molecular function (GO): transcription termination site sequence-specific DNA binding; protein binding; helicase activity
Source: RefSeq, a predicted model, not a curated record
CCUAACCAAUAUUUGCACAAAUGAAAACAUUGGCGCGCGUAUUUUCUGCAUCUAUUAUUCACUGUUCCUUUUUUUGAAAUAAAUAAACAAACUGGAAGUUUUAAAUUGAAAACUUUGAAUUGAAGAUUAGAUAAAGUUUGGCUGAUGGACGAAAUUAUUGUUAUAUUUCAUUUCUUUUUAUUAAAAUAAUGAAAAAACAAGCAUGAAAACAUGUACGGAGCAUAAAAACAUUUUCGUGUUCACAAGGUUGAUAUAAGUGUGAAGGUCCCUUGUGUGUAAAAACGACAUAUUUUUUUUUUUUUUUUUAAAUACGCAAUUGCGCAGGAUGAAUUUCGCAAUAGAACGUCUGCACAAUGCAGAUAAAAUGCUCUUUGUUUUCGAUAUACCCAAUCAAACUUAUACUUGUGGUAGAAACAAGGAUAAUAUGAUUAUUUGCGUCAGUGUACUUGUAUCCCGUAAACAUUGCCUUUUUCUUCGUAAUGAUACUGAUUUGUAUGUCACAGAUUUAAAAAGUUCGAAUGGUGUUUAUAUUAAUGGCAAGAAACAAAAAUCUCAUCAGAUGGUCAAACUAAGAGAGAAUGACAUUAUUGGACUUGGGUGCUUAGAUGCUGAUCCAGAUAAUAAUACAUUUUAUACCUUCAAAGUUUGCAUCAUUGAGUCAUCCUUUCUUGACAAAAAUGUAGAAAUUAGAACUUUAUCCAGCACAGUUUUAAAUAAUAGUAUACUACCAGCAAUAUCUAUCUCUCCUGCAGAACGUAUUUUAGGAAAAAAACAUGGAUAUAAUUUCGAUUGUGAUGUGCCAAAUAAAAAAUCCAAAAACACAGAUAGAAAUAAACAUAAUUUUGAAGUUAUUCUAUCAAAAGAAAAAAAUAAUUCGAAUUUUUUUUGUCAUGACCAAAUUUUAGCAAGUAGUAGUACUGUAAAUAUGUCAGUAGAAACUGAAUUUCAAAUUGUGGCUAUGAAAACAGAAGAUGACAUUGAAAUAAUUCACACAGCUCUCGCACAAGAAGUAAAGAAUCGAGAUAUUAAAGAUCAUAAAUCUGCUAAUUAUUUAGAUAAUAAUAAAUCGAAUUUUAAUGAUGAAAUGGAUAUAAUUAUUGAUGAGAAUAAUAAAGAUAAAAGUGAUAGAGAUGGUAGUGAUAAAAAUACAAAUGAAACAGAUGUUGAGAAAGAAAAAUCAAAUAGUACUGAUAAAACAAAUGAUGCAUUAAAUCUCCUGAAGAAUUCAAACUUUGUACAUUCCAAUGACCAAAUCAUUAUAGUGGACGAUGAGCAAAUAACAGAAGAUGAUGAAGAAGCAUCUAUAGUAUCUGUUAACAUGAUUUGUGACACAUCAUCGAUAAAAUUGAAAAAAAUAAAACAUGAACCAAAAACACAAUUUUCAGAGAUUGAUGUUAUUAAUUUAAGUGAUGACGAAGAAGGAGUAUUUCCAUGUUCCCAAUUAUUUGAUAUCAAAUGUGAAGAUAAUACAGAGAAUGGAAGCAAACAAGAUAUCAACAAUGAUGAUAAAAACUUUGAGAAAAUUGACAAUGUGGAUGAUGAUGUCAUUUUUUUGACGGACAGUGAAGAUGAGGAUAAUCCAUGGUUGGAACGAUUAUCUAGGAGUCAACUAUUUAACGAGGAUAAAAAGCUUGAUUUUAAUAAUGCAGUUGUAAAAGAUGAAAUCGAUUUGGGAAUUUGGAAAGAUGAUAGCUUUAAUAUAAAUACAAAUUCAGACGAUAAGUCUAAGAAAUUAGAAAAUGUUAAUAAUUAUGAUAGUAAUAGCAAUGAUAACUUAAUAGAUAAUAAUAGUAAUAAUAAUUUACUGAUGAUAAAAAUGAAAGCGAUAGAUAAUGUCGAUCCUUCUAACGAGUCUAGUCCAAAAAAUAUUGAUAAUGCAGAUAAACGAAAAACUGAUGCAGAGAUAAAUACAGAAUUAGAUAAACAAUCAUUACAUAUGGAGAAUACAAAACAAAAGUUAGUUGCAAGAAAGUCAGUCACAACGUUAAAACGAUUAAUUCCAGUAAUAGAACCACUAAAUUUACCUGUAAGGAGUCGAAUCAAUAAUAAUAAAGAUAAAGCACAAAAAAUUACAGAAAAAUCACCUUCAAAGUUAAGAAAAGAAAAGAAAAUGUCGAAAUUAAAAGAAAAAAUUAAUGAUAGCUUUUAUAUUAAAAAACAUAAGCAUCGUAAAAAAACAUCUAAAUCAAUGGGUGAUUGCCAUUUAUCAAGUGAAACAAAAGCUAUUUCUAAAGAUGAAAAAAAAACGAUAAUUGAAAAAAGAAAAAUGAAAUUAAAAGAAAUUGCUGAAGAAAAAAAGAAACUGUCUGCCAAUAGUGACAUGAAUAUUAAACGCAGAACUGCUAAAGCAAUAGCUAAAGUAUCAUUGAAAAAUCGAGGCGAUUUUCUCUGCAAUGAGCAAGAGCCCACAACAUCUAAAUCAUUUUCAAAUAAGUCCAUGAACUUAUCAACAUCGAAUAAUGUUCAAUUUAAAGAACAAUUAACAAACAACACUGAUGUGCUGAAGAAAUCUUCAACUUCUAACAUAGAAACACAGAAAUCAUGUCAAAAAGAUGACAUUUCUAAAGAUACAAUAAAUGCUAUAUCCACAUCAUUAAAACAAUCUUUACAAUUAGAUAAUAUAAAUAUUAUUCAAGCGCUUAAGAAUACCAAACAGGACUCCAAAAUGUUAGAUAGUAGAGGAAAAAAAGGCAUCUACAGCAAGGAGAUAAAAAGAAGUAAUGAGAAUGUAAAGAUAUUCGAACGAGAUAGAUCAACUGAACAUAAUCCUGCUGUGAUGCAAAAAGAAAAUUUUUCAUCGAACAAUGUAAUAUCAAGCUUUAAAUAUAAAAAAAAAAAGACUGUGACUUUUCUGGAAAAAUUAGAAAUAAAAGAAUACGAAAUCGAUCAAUGUAAUUCUUUAAAGAAAUUAGUAGGAAAAGAUGCACCUAUACCUGUAAAUAAAUUAAGAACAUCUAUGGCCAAUGCAGAGUGGAGUCCGAAAUUGGAAGAAUUUCUACUACGCAUUUUACAGUGGAAUCCAGUAUGGCUCGAAGAGCAGCGAUCAUUAAAGACGCUACCGCCGAUUGUAUCGCAAUGCGAACUUCAAACUAUGAGAUUAAGCUAUGAUUCCUGUAAACAGUAUUAUGAAAUCAUGAUGCCUCUCUUAUUACUUGAGAUAUGGUGUGCAAUGACCAAAGAGUUUGAAGAGAAGAAUAAACAACGAGAUACAAUGAUAUGUUCUGUAGUCGAGAAUCCUACGUUUACUUCAAUAUCGACCAGUUUAUUCUUGACAACUCUGAAACUUGAGACAUUAGUUCAGAAAAAGGAUUUCGAAAAAAGACAUUAUCCCAUUUAUGGGGAUUUGGUGUGCUUCGAAUAUAGCAGCACAAAUGUACAACAUGGAAAACAAAUUGUGAAGACAUUCGCAUAUAUUACCAACGUGCAACAAACGAUUAUCACGGAUUUUACGCAUUAUAAUCAGGAUUUAAAAAAAUAUGUCAAAAAUCCAUAUGCUUUAAUAACAUAUACUUUGUUCAUGCGACCUCUCCAGCACAAUAUCUUUGUAAAUAGAGUGCAAAGAAUCCGAACGAUCAUGUAUCUACGAGCGAAUAUUAGAAUGGUACAAGCACUGCAAUAUCUUCCUCAAUCGCCUCUCUCGAAAUCAAUUUUGAAUCCAAAAAUUGAAGAAUAUCAAUUGCCAUUGAUAGAUCAGGAUUUUACGCGUUCCUCACUGAUCACGGAAGACGAUUUGAAUCCGAACCAGAUGGAGGCUGUAUUCAGAAUAACAAAAACUGUGCUAAAAAAAGAGGCUAAAGUAUGUCUUAUUCAAGGACCGCCAGGAACUGGAAAGUCUAAAGUGAUUGCGAACUUGGUGACCCAAAUACUACAUGAUGAACAAACAAGCCGGAAAUCUUUGAGGAUCCUAGUUUGCGCACCGUCUAAUGCCGCCGUCGAUGAAAUUGUAUUAAGACUUUUAGACAUCAGGUCUAAGUUAAUAAAAAAGAACCGUUUCAAUAUGGUACGUAUUGGUCGAUUGGAAUAUAUGCAUUCAAUGACUAAACCCAUUUCCUUAACGGAAUUAGCAAGACGGCACUUGUUGAAAAUGUCGAAAGAAACAGAUAAAGCCGAAGAUAUAGCGAUAUUAGAGGCACGGAUUAAUUCGUUUAAAGCCGAGCUCGCAAGUUGUCAAAACAAAGACCAAGAGAAGAAACAAGAAAUAAAUAGAAAAUUAGUGAAUAUGUUGUCGAAAUAUGAAAUACUGAAAUGUGAUAAACCGAUUAACAAGUUCAAUGCAAAAGAUCAUGCUAAAUUUCAGCGUAUGUCGGAAAACAUAAUUCUUGAAGGCGCCAAUAUAAUCGCGUGUACGCUUGCGUCCUGUUACACCCGUCAAAUGGAAUCCAAUUUUGGGGGCUACAAGGAAAGAAUAUCUGUCUGCAUUGUUGAUGAAGCAACACAAAGCUGCGAAGCGGAAACUCUGAUACCAUUGAUGUUGGGAGUGAGAACGCUGGUUCUUGUUGGUGAUCCAAAUCAAUUACCCGCGAUUAUCUUAAGUCAACAAGCGAAGAAACUGGGAUUAGAUCAAUCGAUAUUUGCAAGGAUACAGAACGUUUUCGCAACGCAGCAGAACAAUCCUAUAAUAAUGUUAAACAUGCAGUAUCGUAUGGAUUACGCCAUCUCGUAUUGGCCGAAUAAAUAUUUCUAUAAUGGAAAAUUGAAAAACAUUAUUGAAGAUAGAAUGCAUUUCCCAUUUCAUUCUUAUAGAGUGUUGCAUCAUAAUUUCAUGCAAAAUAAUGAAGACAAAUUUUCCAAUACCAUCGAAGCAGAGUUUGUUGCAAACAUAAUUCUCGCUAUGCUAAUAUUUGCAAAUUGGAAGAAUACGAGAAAUGCUAUUUCUCUCGGAGUUAUCACACCAUAUAACAAUCAAAGGACUCUUAUAUUGAAUAAAAUAAACGAAAAGAUAUCUUAUUUCAAGAUAUCAGAGGAUCAGAAAAAUAAAAUUAACUUUGAAGUUAAUACGGUUGACAGUUUUCAAGGUCAAGAACGAGAUGUUAUAAUAAUGUCUUGUGUGAGAAGUCAUGGUAUUGGAUUUUUGUCAGACAAACAAAGACUCUGUGUAGCACUUACAAGAGCUAAACACAGUCUAAUAUUAUGCGGAAAUUUUAAUGCUUCUUUUUUGGAGGAUGAAAUGUGGAAUGCAUUAUUAUCUGAUGCAAAAAGUCGCGGGAUUUUAUGUCGUGUCAAUGCUAAUGCAACACCUGCUACCAUCAAAGAAUUCAUUGUUAAAUAGGGAAAUUACAUUUAGCUUUUUAUACUUAAAAUAUUAUAUAAGUCAUAUUUUCUAUGUUUUGUACACAUCUUGUGAAUAUUUAGCUCUUAAUCUGUAUAUUUAAUAUAAUUUUUAAAUAAAAAUGUAUUAUAAAUAUUCUAAGAGAAUAUUAAUUUGUAAUACUUUUAAUAUUUUUAUCUUCUUUAGAUAUUCUCAUAUAUAUAAAUUUUUUGAACAAGUAGGAAACUGGGCGAUAAAUACCAAGGCUGAUAUCGAUUCAUGAAUUUCUUAUUGUUAAAUUUA